This is a messenger RNA of Merops nubicus (carmine bee-eater), 2729 nucleotides long. It is a transcript of the gene ABCA3, whose product is annotated as ATP-binding cassette, sub-family A (ABC1), member 3. Gene Ontology annotation, biological process: lipid transport; transmembrane transport. The transcript is spliced from 15 exons. Gene Ontology annotation, cellular component: intracellular membrane-bounded organelle; membrane. Gene Ontology annotation, molecular function: ATP hydrolysis activity; ATP binding; lipid carrier activity. NCBI's taxonomy places the organism in Eukaryota, Metazoa, Chordata, Aves, Coraciiformes, Meropidae. The record is from RefSeq and is a predicted model, not a curated record. The annotation marks the transcript as partial.
GGGCUGGAUAUCACAUGGUGAUGGUGAAGGAGCCCUACUGUAACCUGGGGGAGAUCUCCCGCCUCAUCUGUCAGUACGUGCCCAACGCCACCAUGGAGAGCAACGCCGGGGCAGAGCUGUCCUUCAUCCUGCCCAAGGAGAGCACCCACAGGUUUGAGGCCCUCUUCACAGAGCUGGAGCAGAGGCGGGAGGAGCUGGGCAUUGCCAGCUACGGCGCCUCGGUCACCACCAUGGAGGAGGUCUUCCUGAGGGUUGGGAAACUUGUGGAUUCCAGCAUGGAUAUCCAGGCCAUCCAGCUGCCUGCUCUCCAGUACCAGCACGAGAGACGCUCCAACGACUGGGCCAUGGAUGACUCCAGCAGCCUGAGUGGCAUGACAGAUAUGACGGAUGACAGCGGGGCACUCAUCACAGAGGACUGCUCCAGCAUCAAGCUCAACACCGGGUUCUACCUGUGCUGCCAGCAGUUCUACGCCAUGUUCAUGAAGCGUGCCAUGUACAGCUGGCGCAACUGGAAGAUGGUGGCGGCGCAGUUCCUCGUGCCUCUGAUCUUCACUGCCUUCGCCCUCAUCGUGGCCAAGACCUUCCCGGGGCCCAGGGACUCCUCGCAGCUGCGGCUGACGCUGGAGCCCUACGGGCAGACCGUGGUGCCUUUCUGGGCCUCGCCCACCUCGGCCCUGGCGCAGCAGCUGGCGGGGCAGUACCUGGAGCUGCUGGAUGCCCAGCGCCAGGCGCCGCUGGAGGUGCUGGGUGGCCUGGAGGACUACCUCAUCUCGAGAGCCUCUGAGGAAGGGGGAGCCUUCAACGAGCACUACAUCGCAGCCGCCUCCUUCGAAGGGGCCGGGAACCGCACGCUGGUCACCGCCCUCUUCAACAACCAGGCCUACCACUCCCCGGCCACGGCCCUCAUGCUGGCUGACAACGCUGUCUUCAGGCUGCUGGCGGGCCCCAACGCCUCCAUCACAGUCACCAACUACCCUCAGCCCCGCAACAUCACCGAGAAGGCCAAAGACCAGCUCAUGGAGGGCCAGACCGGGUUUGCCAUCGCCAUCAACCUGCUGUAUGGCAUGGCCUCCCUGGCCAGCACCUUCGCCCUGCUGCUGGUCAGCGAGCGGGCCAUCAAAGCCAAGCACGUCCAGUUUGUCAGCGGCGUCUACGUCGUCAACUUCUGGCUCUCUGCCCUGCUCUGGGACAUCAUCAACUUCCUCAUCCCCUGCGCUCUGAUGCUGGUGAUAUUCCAAGCUUUCGACGUGCAAGCCUUCACCCAAGACAGCCACCUCGUUGAUGUGAUGCUGAUCUUCCUCCUGUACGGCUGGGCCAUCAUCCCCCUCAUGUACCUCCUCAGCUUCUUCUUCUCGGUGGCAGCCACGGCCUACACCCGCCUCACCAUCUUCAACAUCCUCUCGGGCACAGCCACCUUCCUGGCAGUCACCAUCAUGAGCAUCCCAGAGCUGGGCUUGGUGGACCUCUCCAAAACCCUGGAUAAAGUCUUUCUUGUCUUGCCCAAUUACUGCUUGGGUCAAUGCAUCAGUGACUUCUACCAGAACUAUGAGUUCAUUCAGUUUUGUACCUCCUCUGUUGAAGCCAUCUUCAUCUGCAAGGCAUUCAAUAUCAGCUAUCAGAUGAACUACUUCUCCUGGGAGACGCCUGGGAUCGGGCGGUACCUGACCUCCUUGACCAUCCAGGGUUUCUCUUUCCUCUUCGUCCUUUUCCUCAUUGAGACCAACCUCCUCUGGAGACUGAGAACCUUGGUCUGUGGCAUCUGCAGGCGGCGCAAGUGGGUGGCACUGCUGAACAGGGUGUCUGUGCUGCCAGAGGACCGGGACGUAGCAGAUGAGAGGAAGAAGGUUUUGGAGUCGCCCCCAGAACUGCUGUCAUCUCUCAGCAGCCCUCUGGUCAUCAAGGAGCUCACCAAGGUCUACGACAGCCGGGAGUCCCUGCUGGCGGUGGACAGGAUCUCCUUGGCAGUCAGCAAAGGGGAAUGCUUUGGCCUUCUGGGCUUCAACGGAGCAGGCAAAACCACCACCUUCAAGAUGCUGACUGGUGACGAGAGCAUCACGUCGGGGGAUGCCUUUGUGGAUGGCCACAGCAUCCUGGCCAACAUCAAGAAGGUGCAGCAGCGGAUCGGGUACUGCCCCCAGUUUGAUGCCCUGCUGGAGCACAUGACGGGCCGGGAGACGCUGGGCAUGUACGCCCGGCUGCGGGGCAUCCCCGAGCGCUACAGCGGCAGCUGCGUGGAGAACAUGCUGCGGGGGCUGCUCCUGGAGCCCCACGCAGACAAGCUCGUGAGGACCUACAGCGGUGGGAACAAGAGGAAGCUGAGCGCUGGCAUCGCCCUCAUCGGGGGCCCCCCUGUCAUCUUCCUGGAUGAGCCUUCCACUGGCAUGGACCCCGUGGCCCGGCGUCUGCUCUGGGACGCAGUGACACGGACACGGGAGUGUGGCAAAUCCAUCAUCUUCACCUCCCACAGCAUGGAGGAGUGCGAGGCCCUGUGCACACGGCUGGCCAUCAUGGUGAACGGGCAGUUCAAAUGCCUGGGCAGCCCCCAGCACCUGAAGAGCAAGUUUGGCAGUGGCUACACCUUGCUGGCCAAAACACGGAGCGAGGAGGAGGGCGAGCUGCUGGCCUUCAAGGCCUUCGUGGAGAAGACUUUCCCAGGCAGUGUCCUGAAACACGAGCACCAGGGCAUGGUGCAUUAUCACUUGACCAACAAGAACCUCAGCUGGGCGCAG